AUGGCCAAGACCCAGCCACCGGUGUGCGUCGGCAUCACAGGAGACAUUUGCAUCUCCUGCAAGCAGACGGUGUACGACACCAAAUGCGGGGACCCAGAGGCCCCGGCGACCGCACCUCUGUAUGACCUGAGUUGUCAUUCAUCGGACGAGUUCCAGUGCUGCAAUUGCUUGACCAAGGCCUGGUUUAAUAGCGCUGGAGAUGCCGUGCCCUGCCCUUGGAAGUUCUGCCGCCGCGACGCCGGCUUUGCUCAACUCCCGAACAUCCACACGAUCAAUGUGGAUCAGGAGCUAGUCGAGAAGACAGAGCUACUCCGUCUGGAUAAGAAAACAGCGGAGAACCUGAUCGGAAUCGACGCAGGUGACGCUAGGGUCUUCUUGACUCAGGUGUACAACUUCUUCGAGGAUCAUGUUCUGGAUCCUACGGCUUUGGGUGGCCUUCCGGGCCAGGUCACAGAGGCUUUGGAGAAUUCGGCAAUCGCGAGUCUGGCGUCCAACCCUUUCUUUCAGGGGCUGUACAACCACUUCCCGUGGGACGAUAUGUCUCCGCGUAAGUAUAUGCUGACUCCAAUGGAACUUGAACGGGAUUUGCUGAAAAUCCUGGAGCAGCGGCUUCGAAACCACGUUAUGGAGAAUUAUGGCGUGGCGCUGUCUAGCAUCGGUAUGUGUCUUGACACGGAGGAUGGCCUGAAAGCUGCUACGGAGAUGGCGAAAGAGCAGUUCGUCCCGGUCACGACCAUCUACGAGAACUGGCGGUCGAUAGUCCAAACGUUGGUUAGCGUCCUUUGUUGGAGACAUCUUGAGCGUCUUGCUGGCGCCGAGGAUGAGUCCGACACUGACUGA
Trematosphaeria pertusa is the source of this 840-nucleotide messenger RNA. RefSeq lists its product as uncharacterized. Lineage: Eukaryota; Fungi; Ascomycota; Dothideomycetes; Pleosporales; Trematosphaeriaceae. The record is from RefSeq and is a predicted model, not a curated record. The transcript has a single exon. Bases 1 to 840 code for a protein of 279 amino acids.